Molecule: messenger RNA, 2367 nt
Organism: Doryrhamphus excisus (bluestripe pipefish)
Lineage: Eukaryota; Metazoa; Chordata; Actinopteri; Syngnathiformes; Syngnathidae
Product: tubby protein homolog
Biological process (GO): protein localization to cilium
Cellular component (GO): cilium
Source: RefSeq, a predicted model, not a curated record
UUUUUUAUAGCACCAAACACGACUGAAGAACCAACUAUAAUACAAUAACCAUGUUGGUCACAUUUAAAUUGGUGCUUCCUUUUCGUAUUUUAAUGAACCCUUCGUCUGUGCUGCUGCUGCUGAUGAGUGGCUGUCACCAUGACAACGAGAUAACAACGUCUCUGCAGAAUCCAUUCACUCAAGAGGUGUGUUUGUGCCUUCCUCUAUGGGACAUUUUUACAUGUCAGGAAGAUGACGGAUGUAUAUGGCCUUUAAUGGAACAAUAUUUUUUUUUUCAUGAUGAUGACUAUUCUGGGGAGUGUGAGGUUCAAAACAAAAGGUUGUUUACUUCCUGUCCUUUUUUUGAUGAUAUUUAAAAUGAACUAGUCUAUGGAGGACGGCUGUCUGGGCUUGCCCACUUACUUGUCCACGCCGGCUGAGCCGUGCAGUGCUGUUUAAGAACAUUAUCCCAUUUUAAUCCCCUUUGCCUUCUGCUCCACGCAGGUGAGCAGACAGUCAGAUGGAGCAGGGUGCCACCGUCACACACCCUGGCUUAUUUUAUAAUUGCUUUCAAUGCUUUUUCACGCCUUUUUGCACUUUUUGUGGCUAUAAUUUGUCUUUUUUCUGAAUCAUCUUGCCCAUAAACAUGGAGGAGCCCAGCAUACGGCAGCAGAAGUUGGACAAUCAGCGAUCCAUUUUAAUGAAGAAGCAACAAAAGAAGCGUGCGGAUUGUCAAAUGGUGGUCGCCAACCGGGACACUCGCCAAAAGAACCGCAAGCAAAAAGGCCGCUCGGAUGAGACGCCGCUCUUGAUCAGCCAGUCCCUCAGCAACGUCUCGCUAAGUGAUCAGGUGGAGCACGCCCACGACAACCCAUUGGACGUCGUCACGCUGGGGGAGGGUGAUGUGAUGGAAACCGUCAUGUUGGAGGAGAUGCCUGGUGCUCCAGAAAAGAUCCACUUGGACACUGAACAAGAGGAGGAGGAGGAGACGGUGGAUAAUGAGGCGCCGGCGGAAGAGAAGCAGACCAAACCUGUGGAGGAAAACGAUGGACGGGAGACAAAAGACAAGAAGAAAGAGAAAAAAGCAAAAAGGAAGGACAAAGCAAAAGACCGUGAAGAUGGACAGAAGACAAACAAAACGACCAAACAGGAACGCAAAAAGAAGCACUUGCAGGACACCUCAACAUCCCCGGAGAGGGAGACAACAACUCCAAAGGAGAACCAUCAUGAAGAAAGUGAAGAUGAGGAGUUGCCGUCCCGCGACUCUCCCCGAAAGAAAAAACAUAUGGACACGUCAAGGUGCCAGAUAAGCGAGGAAAGCAAAGACGAGGAGGUUCAGGUGGACAGUAAAGAAGGAAAGAAGGAAGGAGAGAAAAACACACCCAGUUUAGCGUCCCUUAACUCCAACUACAAGGAGGGCUCAUCUUCAGGGAGUGAAUCCAACACCAGAACGGAUUCUCCGAUAUCGCUGGAGGACCUUGAGAAGUUCUCCUUGCGUCCUGCCCCCAGAGACAUGACCAUCCAGUGUCGGGUCACCAGGGACAGGAGAGGAAUGGAGAAGGGCAUGUACCCAACUUACUACCUCCACAUGGAGAAAAACGACGGAAAAAGGGUGUUUCUAAUGGCGGGCAGGAAACGGAAGAAGAGUAAAACAUCCAACUAUCUCAUUUCUACCGACCCAACAAAUCUGUCCCGAGACACCAGCUGCUACAUCGGAAAGCUAAGGUCCAAUGUCCUGGGAACAAAGUUCACCGUGUACGACGGUGGGGAAAACCCGGAGAAAAAGCCUUUCAUCCAAGAGUGUGAAUCCGUGCGACAGGAACUGGCAGCCAUUUGUUACGAGACAAAUGUUCUGGGAUUUCGGGGUCCCAGGAAAAUGACAGUGAUCAUCCCUGGCAUGCUGGAAAAUGACGAUAGAGUGUCCAUCCAGCCCAAAAAUGAACAUGACACGCUACUGGUGCGCCAUGCCAACAACAACACGAACAAACUGGUGACCCUGGUCAAUAAAUCCCCGAGCUGGAACGAGCAGACUCAGUCGUACGUUCUCAACUUCCACGGCCGCGUCACUCAGGCCUCUGUUAAAAACUUCCAGAUCAUCCAUCCAGAAAAUGAUGACUACAUCGUGAUGCAGUUUGGACGUGUUUCUGAGGACGUGUUCUCCAUGGAUUACAGCUUCCCCAUGUGUGCCCUUCAGGCCUUUGCCAUCACGCUCUCGUCUUUCGAUGGAAAACUGGCAUGCGAGUGACCUUCAAGUGCCGCAUCUGGACUACACUAUACACCCAUAGCUUUGUGUAGGAAUGUAGGAAUUAGCCCUUGUUCUUUAUAGUACGCUUCAUUAGGUACAACUUGCACAAUCUGAGCUGUUAAAUAAAUUUUUUUUUAAAAGUG